This is a messenger RNA of Hydractinia symbiolongicarpus, 916 nucleotides long. RefSeq names its product pre-mRNA-splicing factor SPF27-like. Gene Ontology annotation, biological process: mRNA processing. Bases 57 to 701 code for a protein of 214 amino acids. Lineage: Eukaryota; Metazoa; Cnidaria; Hydrozoa; Anthoathecata; Hydractiniidae. The transcript has 9 exons. The record is from RefSeq and is a predicted model, not a curated record. Gene Ontology annotation, cellular component: precatalytic spliceosome; catalytic step 2 spliceosome; Prp19 complex.
GUGUUUGAUGCUUGUAUACACAAAGGCUGUGCGAACAACAGCCAUUCGCAAACAAGAUGGCUACUCACGCACAUAUGAGCCAUGAAGUCGUUCCUGACGCUUUACCUUAUGUUGAUCAGGGUUAUGAUGAACCAGGUGUUCGUGACAUGGUCAAUGAGCUGAUAGAGGAAGAAGUGAAAAGAUAUCGUCCAACCAAAAAUUACUUGGAAUUUAUGCCAACACCUAAUUACAGUUUGUUUGAGACAAAGUUGAUGAAGCAAGAAUUUGAUAGAAUAUCCAACAGACAGCCCAUGGAACUUCUGAGCAUGAAGAGAUAUGAAUUACCCCAACCAGCUGCUGCUCAGAAAACAGAUCUUUCUGCAUGGUCUGAGUGUUUGAAAAACUCAAUGGCACAGCUUGAGCAUCAAGCUGAAAGGGUAGCCAACUUGGAAUUGUUGUCACAGUAUGGAGCGAAUUCUUGGAGGUGCCAUUGCGAUGUCCUACAACGCAUGUUUGAAGCACAGCAAAGAAAACACGCAGAAAUAAAACGACACAUCCAAGAAAUCAAUUGGGAUCGAAAAACUGUACAGAAAAAAGCUGGAUCUGAAUUACAGAGGUUAGAGGAAAGUUGGAUUGGUUUGGUUAGUAAAAAUUACGAGAUUGAACGAGCUAUCGUGGAAACGGAGAGCGAAGUCGAAGCGUUAAGACAAGAAGUACAAUGAGUUUUCGAUGAAUUAUUUGACCUCAAGUCCAAAGCAAAUGUGGACGUGAAGUGAUAAUAACCUCCGUGGAGAAGAAACAUGAAAUUCAAAGUAAUGGAAACUUAGCUGAGAUCUCGCCAAGUAAUAUAAAAGCAAGAGGAGGAGAGACAUUUUCAUAAUAAACAGAAGUAACUUGUAGACUGUUUUUUUGGAAGUUGUACAAGUAUUUGUAUAGA